AUUGAACUUUUCGGCCGCGUGAAACCACUAUAAAUUUCUGCAUACAACCCAACCAACAAAACCCAAAACAGAAAUGCACAGAUUACCCGCGCCCCUUCUGGUUCCUCUCUAUCUCUCUAUCUUCUUGCUUUCGGCUUUCAAUGUUCCCGCGGCUGGCGACGAGGACAACCCCUUUACCCCAAGAGCUUUUCUGAGUCGUUAUUGGAACAAGGAGGUCCGGAAUGAUUUGCCAAAACCCACUUUUCUCUUCUCCAAGGCGUCUCCCUUGACGGCAGUGCAGUCCGCGGCCUUCGCCAAACUCGCAGCCCAAAACACACUCUCCUCCCGCCUCCCUCAGUUCUGCUCCGCCGCAAAUUUGCUCUGCUUCCCCGAUUUAGCCCCUUCUUUGGCCAAGCACAACAAGGACUCCAACUUUGCUGUCUAUUCCAAUAGGAACUUCACCACUUACGGCUCCAAAAGAGCUGGUGGCAUCGACUCCUUCAAGAACUAUUCCAAUGAUGAAAAUAUCCUCGUCGAUUCCUUCCGGCGCUACAGCCACGGCGCCUUGAGCCACGCCGACCGAUUUUCGACCUAUGGCAUCGACACCAACGUCCCCGACCAGGGUUUUAACACUUACGCCUCCAAAGCCAUAGGAGGUAACGGCAAGUUCACAACCUACGAACAAUCCACCAAUGUCCCCAAUCUCCGAUUUACCAGCUACUCCACCGAUGCCACUGGACGAUCUCAAGUCUUUAAGAGCUACAGCGAGAACGCAAACGCAGGAGAUCAGUCGUUUGCCAACUAUGGAAAACGAGGAAAUGGGGGUCCCAACGAGUUCUCUGCCUACGGGACCAACGCAAACGUAAUAGGCUCUGGGUUUUCAAGCUAUGGGUCCGACGGAAAUGGCGCUAACGACACAUUCACCAAUUACGGUAACGAGCAAAACGACCCACAGAACAACUUCAGGAGCUAUGGGGAGGGUGGGAACGGAGCGAUUGAAAGCUUCUCUAGUUACAGAGACCAGGCGAAUGUGGGGGACGAUUCAUUUCAAUCCUACUCCAAGAACUCGAACUCGGCGAAGGUCAAUUUCGCAAAUUAUGGGAAAUCCGCCAAUGUGGGUUCGGACAAGUUUAGUGGUUAUGGACAGAAUGGGAAUGCGCAAAGCGUGGGAUUCAAGAUCUAUGGGGUGAAUACAACGUUCAAAGAUUACGCGAAACGGGGGAUUAGUUUUGCCCAGUACAGCAAUGUGAGCUCCGGUGGUGCGAAAAUGUCGGUGAACGGGAGUUUGGCGCAGAGGUGGGUAGAGCCCGGGAAGUUCUUCCGCGAGUCAAUGCUGAGGAAGGGGACGGUGAUGGCUAUGCCGGACAUCAAGGAUAAAAUGCCGAAGAGGUCGUUCCUGCCCCGAUCUAUUCUAUCCAAGUUACCCUUCUCGAGUUCGAAACUGGGAGUGAUGAAGAAGAUAUUCCACGCCGAGGAUAAUUCGUCGAUGGAGACUAUGAUGACGGAGACGCUCAGGGAGUGCGAGAGGGCGCCGAGUGCCGGGGAGACAAAGCGGUGCGUGGGGUCGGUGGAGGAUAUGCUAGACUUCGCCACGUCGGUGCUGGGGCGGAACGUGGUGGUCCGGGCGACGGAGAACACGAAGGGGUCGAAGGGGAACAUAAUGAUAGGGGCGGUGAAAGCGGUGGAGGGAGGGAAGGUGACGAAGUCGGUGUCUUGCCACCAGAGCCUAUUCCCUUACCUACUCUACUACUGCCACUCCGUGCCCAAGGUUCGAGUGUACGAAGCGGAAUUGCUGGAUCCAAGGUCUACGGCCAACAUAAACCACGGAGUUGCCAUCUGUCACUUGGACACCUCAGCCUGGAGUCCCAGUCACGGGGCGUUCAUAGCUCUCGGGUCCGCCCCCGGUCGGGUGGAGGUGUGCCACUGGAUCUUCGAGAACGACAUGACGUGGACUGUGGCCGACUGAUCUGUCGCCGCAAGGGGGGAGGGUAUGGGUGUCGUUUAAAAAAUGUUUAGCCGCCACCUCCACGUCAUUAGAACAUGCUUUUAUUUUCUGUUUCUAAUUUGUUUUAGGUUUAGCCAAAGAAUGGUACUGUUAACUGCGAAAGAAUGGUCCUGUGCCCAUAUCUAUGUGCUUCCAUUGCCUUGUUGUGUUGCGAGGGAAAUUCCAUGAGACAGCUCACACGCUUGUUGUGACUCUCUCUCUCUCUCCCUCUAUCUCUAAAUCUAUCCAUUCCCCACUUUAUGGGCUGCUACUUUGAGUCCAAAACAAGAGAAAUUCUUGGUUGAGGUC
Molecule: messenger RNA, 2272 nt
Organism: Cucurbita maxima (winter squash)
Lineage: Eukaryota; Viridiplantae; Streptophyta; Magnoliopsida; Cucurbitales; Cucurbitaceae
Product: polygalacturonase 1 beta-like protein 3
Exons: 2
Coding region: 74-1945 (623 amino acids)
Source: RefSeq, a predicted model, not a curated record